This is a messenger RNA of Lactuca saligna, 336 nucleotides long. The record is from the annotation of a GenBank genome assembly. NCBI's taxonomy places the organism in Eukaryota, Viridiplantae, Streptophyta, Magnoliopsida, Asterales, Asteraceae.
AUGAAUCCUUUAGAUUCGUAUGUAGAAACCAACCAUUUGGCCACCAUAAGAGCUCACAGAGCAUACCGUGAAGUAUUGGUGACGAUUGGCGGUCAAUUAAUCGGAUCAGUGGUUCCUUUCCCGGUGAUAUUCAGUGGUGGAAUCAAUCCUCUAUUUUGGGAGCCUGUUGUCUCCAUUGGAGCUUUUGAUCUUCUUACUUAUAAUAUCAAUUUCACUCCGCUUCUAGUGAUUCUUUUAAAUAACAAAAACCAUCCAGCUAGGCUUCAGGUUGCUAAUGGUAUCUCCUUUUGGCUUAUGGAUGCAAAUAUAUCUCUGGUUGGAUCAUACAGAUGUUAA